This is a messenger RNA of Lactuca saligna, 540 nucleotides long. NCBI's taxonomy places the organism in Eukaryota, Viridiplantae, Streptophyta, Magnoliopsida, Asterales, Asteraceae. The record is from the annotation of a GenBank genome assembly.
AUGGGUAGGCCUAGGUUGGAACUUGAAUUGCUUAAUUGUUCAGGAACUAAAAGAGUAUCCGGUGGUGGUGGACGGGGUAAGGGAUAUGGUGGAAGAGGAUCUAGUGGUAGGGGAAGAAAUAGAGGUGGUGGUAGGGGAUCUGGUGGAAGAGGAUUUAGUGAAAAGGGAAAUAGAGGUGGGGAUAGGGGAUCUGGUGAAGGAGCCCAAAUAGAACAUUGUGAGGGUACUUCUGAGUUUCCUAAAUGUUGGCCUAAAAAUGUUGUCAUUCCAAAUGUUGAGAGUGAAAAUGAUGUGAGUCCAUAUGUUCACAAUGAUAUAAGGAUAUCAAUUUACAACCUAAUGGAAUCAAAAUAUACAAUAGAAGAGAUCAUGGAUGUUCUUGGAAUCAGUGAAGCAAAAAUAGAACAAUUUGAAGAUGUGGAUGUUAAUAUGUCACAGGUUGUUGGGAUUGCUAUCCAAAUAACAAUUAAAGAACUCCCUAUAACUCAAGCACUUGGAGAUGAGGAAAGGAUGAAUGAGGAGGAUGGCAUAGAUGAGUAG